This is a messenger RNA of Solanum dulcamara, 4993 nucleotides long. RefSeq lists its product as uncharacterized. The record is from RefSeq and is a predicted model, not a curated record. Gene Ontology annotation, molecular function: transcription corepressor activity. The transcript is spliced from 9 exons. NCBI's taxonomy places the organism in Eukaryota, Viridiplantae, Streptophyta, Magnoliopsida, Solanales, Solanaceae. Gene Ontology annotation, biological process: negative regulation of DNA-templated transcription. The coding region runs from base 279 to 3605 and encodes 1108 amino acids.
UAAUGGUAAAAAUUUGCAAUAAGUUUUGUUUUCUUUUUAUUCUGUACUGAAAAUACAGCAGGUGUCUGUUCAUAUAUACAACAACACCGAGGAACCAAACCAAUUUUUCCGGCCAAUAGCAUCGCUUUUCCGGUGAAAUCGGCAAAUCGUGAAGCUUUCCGGCCAGAUCUGUUAAAUGUUGAAUAACUGAAGGUAGAAUUUGGAGUUUCGAAGAAAUUUUGGUACUUUUUUAAUGUGACUUUGCGUGAAAUUUUGAGAUUGCAUUUUGUAUUUAACGUAUGAAGAUGGAGGAUAGUGUGAGAUCAGGGGGUGGUGUACUGAAGAAAAAAAGCUCUUCUGGUUGUUUAAUUAUUAAAAGGAAAGAUGAUAGAUUGGGCAUAGGAGGGAUCAGUUCUUCAGGGGCUUCACAGAAGGUGAAGAACAGGCCUAAGUUUGUAAUGAAUGAGUAUGAGUCGAGUGAUAGGAUAUCAGAGUCAAUUCAGCGAAAAACUGGUCAAGUUUUUAGUAAUGGUUCUGUUUUUUAUGGAAGAACUGGUGUUAGAGAUGGUGAAUUUGGUAGAAAUAUGAAUUUGUCCGAUUUUAAUAAGCAUGAAGAAUGUGAUAUGAAAAUGCAAUCAAAUGGGUAUGGUGAUGAAAGAUUUGACAUGGUUGAAAGAAGAGGGGGCUCAAGUGAGUUUGGGAGUGGGUCUAGGAGUGUAAUGGUUGAGAAGAGGAAGCUUUCGUAUAUGGAUAGUUCAAGUAGUUUUUUGGGUAGUAGGAUAAAGGGUGAUGGCAGUGGAUUUAAGAGAAGGUAUGGUUUAUUAGAGGAUGAAGUGCAUAUGCCCAUUUCAUUGCCUAGAGAAGCCUCUCAUGAACUGAUCAGAUUGCAAGGGAAAAAUGGGGUAUUGAAGGUAAUGGUGAAUAAGAAGAAGAAGACAGACUUAAUGCCCAAGGAAUAUGAUCCUGUGGAAAUUGAAAGUAGAAAAGGUUCUUGGUCUGCAGAUGUUGUCAAGAGGAAUUCACUAGUCCGUCCGCCCUGUUAUUCGGGUCCUAAACAACCUGAAAAGCAACCAUUGUCUAUUCAAACAGAGGGAAACGAGCUGAAACCACAAAAACCUUUGUUGGGUAAAAGCACCCAUUUAGUGGCCUCUGAAAAAGAUGAGACUGAUACAUCACUAAAGUUGGCACCUCCUAGUUUGCAGCCUGCUAGCUCAGCAACACGGGUGCUGAAGGAAGAAAGCAGGCCCUUGACAUCUGAAGAUGUUACCCCUGCUAAAAGAAAAGAUGGAAAAGUGAAUCGAGGUGGGAGCACUGAGAAGCAGAAGUUGCGAGAGAGAAUAAGGGGAAUGCUCAUUGAAGCUGGAUGGACCAUUGAUUAUAGACCAAGAAAGAAUAGAGAAUAUCUGGAUGCAGUGUACAUUAAUCCUAGUGGAACAGCCUAUUGGUCAAUAAUUAAGGCCUAUGAAGCAUUUCAAAAACGACCAGAGGUAGAUUUAGGUAAAAGUAAACCUGAUGGAAGCUCUUGUUCAUUUGCUCCAAUAUCAGAUGAUUUAAUUAAUAAACUUACCAGGCAAACACGGAAAAAAAUUGAGAAAGAAAUGAAAAAGAAAAGGAAAGAUGAUGGCAAGAGACAAGAUCCUAAACAGAUUUCUGUGAGGGAGUCUGUUUUAGGCACAGGCAGUGAUCAGCGUGAGAAGAGGUUCGAUAGCUAUAUAAUGAAGGAAGAUAAGUUGCUGCAAGGAAAAUUACAUGUAUCAGACCAGGAGAGUGGGGAUAAUUCAAGUGAUAACUCAUUGAAGGUAAGGAGACUUAAACAGUAUAUGACUGGAAAAGCAUCUGCUGGAGUCGUUUCUAAUUCAAUACAUGGAAGAAAAAGUAAAUUAAUUGGACGAUGUACAUUGCUGGCCCGUCAUUCUGACAAGGGAGGAAAUUCAGAUAUUGAUGGAUACGUUCCAUAUACUGGAAAAAGAACCUUAUUGUCCUGGUUGAUUGACUCCGGAUCAUUGAAGUUGAGACAGAAGAUUCAAUAUGUGAACCGUAGAAGGACAACUGUAAAACUAGAAGGUUGGAUCACACAAGAUGGUGUGCACUGUGGUUGCUGUAGUAAAAUCCUUCCAGUUUCUAGAUUUGAGCUCCAUGCAGGAAGUAAACGACAUCAAACAUUUCAAAACAUAGUUUUAGAGUCUGGAACUUCCUUACUAGAAUGCUUGGUUGACGCAUGGAAUCAGCAAAAAGAGUCUGAUCGCCAGGAUUUCUACAAUAUAGAUGUUGAUGGUGAUGGUGGUGAAGAUGAUGUUUGUGGUAUUUGUGGUGAUGGUGGGGACCUUAUCUGUUGUGAUGGUUGCCCAUCAACUUUUCAUCAGAGCUGUCUGGGAAUACACAUACUUCCUUCAGGCCUUUGGCAUUGUCCAAACUGCACUUGCAAAUUUUGUGGGGCUGCUAGUGGAAACCCUUCUGAGGAUAGUGAGAGAACUGUCAAUGAAUUUCUUUCUUGCAGCCUCUGUGAGAAAAAAUAUCACAAGUCAUGCAGUUUGGAGAUGAAUGCUUUACCUGCUAUUUCAAAUAAUCCAUCUGGUACAUUCUGUGGGCAGAAAUGCCAGGAGCUGUAUGACCAUUUACAGAAUAUUCUUGGUGUCAAACAUGAACUUGAAGGAGGAUUCUCAUGGUCCCUGAUUCAACGAACAGAUUUGGACUCAGAUACUUCUCGUCGCCCCUUUCCUCAACGAGUAGAGUGCAAUUCUAAGCUAGCUGUUGCACUAGCUGUUAUGGAUGAAUGUUUCGUGCCCAUUGUCGACAGGAGGAGCGGGAUAAAUAUUAUUCACAACGUUCUAUACAACACUGGCUCAAAUUUUAGUCGGCUGAAUUUCCGUGGCUUCUACACUGCAAUUCUGGAAAGGGGUGAUGACAUAAUAUCUGCUGCAUCUAUACGGAUCCGUGGAACUCGACUUGCAGAAAUGCCAUUCAUUGGGACCAGGAAUAUAUAUAGGCAGCAAGGGAUGUGUCGUCGACUAUUUUAUGCUAUCGAAACAGUCCUCUCCACUUUAAAAGUUGAGAAGUUAAUCAUUCCUGCUAUAUCUGAGCAUCUGCAUACCUGGGCCAAGGUUUUUGGAUUCAAUGAACUUGAGGAAUCAAACAAGCAAGAAAUGAAAUCCAUCAGUAUGUUGGUAUUUCCUGGGACGGACAUGUUGCAAAAGAAGAUAUUGAAGAAAGAUGUGCAAGAGGCUUGUGAGUUACAGCAAAGUCAUCCUCCGUCACCUGUUUUGGUUGAAAAAACGGAUCAGGAAUCGUCUAUCAGGUGUGCCGGACAUAUGCAUGAUGGCGUAUGUGUGAACAUAGUUGAAAAACCUGAUGACAGGUUUGGUCCAAUGGGUUCUGGCUCUCCAGCUUCUGCCGUUCCGUUAAGUGAUAGCACUGUGAUUAGAACACAAGGUGGUGGUUGUGAGUCAGAUACCCAAAUCUCCAGUAAGGGGGUAGAGAAGAAUUUUGCUGAAUUACCCACAAAGUGGAUGCUCUCUUCUCUUCCAUCUGGCACAAGUGACGGCAGUCCUGAUACUGAAGAUGCAGCACUAGGUCCUGCAAACAUUGAUGACAACUCUAGUAUAGAGCCUAUCAAUCUAAAAGUUUAGAAAGAAAAUGCACUUGUUAACGCCCUACGUCUGAUUCAAUUCUCCCCGGCUUCCUUCCACCACAGAGCAAGCCAGUUUGCAUCGAAUAGAUUGAAGAUGCUUCUGGUAGUUCUACCACUAAUAACAAUCGGAAAGAUAUUUGGGGGGUUUCUGUAGAUAGCUGUUUUCUAGACCCUGCUGUCCAAAGUGCUAGAAAAGAAGUCAGCAGUAAUAGACAUGGUUUAACAUCUACCUUGACUCCCUGUGCGAUUGGCAAGGCUUUACAGUCUUAGUCAGUGUUGAAUUAACCAAAGCAUAUGUGAGGUGGAUAAAUGAGCUACAUGUGGCUCCAAAACAAGCUUCGGAUUCUAAAUGCACUAGUGAUGCAAUUUUUGAAAGAGGGCAAUUUGGAUUCCUCUGCAGUUUAUGAUGGAAGUAAUGUCAGAAUUAGUGCUGAAGUUUCUUUUCAUAAAGCUGCAAUUCAUUCAUCAAAUGAAACUUUUUAUCAUGUACUGCUUUAGAGAAUAAUGCAAAUCAUCAACUUGGCUCUUCUGGAUCUAAACCCUUGCGAUAGCGGUUCUGAAGCAAAAAGUUUCUCUUGUUGAGAGGAUUGUUCAGUCUUCUGAUCCUGGUUAGGCAAAAAUCAUUGAAGUGAAUGUGAUAGACUUUUGCACUGUUUCUUGUUCUGCUGAUGCUUCCGCACAACAUGGUGGUGAUAAAAAAAAUGAGAAACAUGUCAUGUUGUUUGGAGCUGUUUGGGUUGGUUUUCUGUUGAACUAAUUCUUGAUGUUUCCUUCAAAGCUUUGGCUCAAUUGUGCUAAGUGGCUGUUUUUAGCUGGGUGGAAAACAGAAUUACUCAGCAAGGGUAUUGGACAAAGUGUUCUAAAUUAUAUGCUUGUUUCCAUGUGAUCCGGGUGGAAGUAGAAAUCAAGUUGGAAGGCUAUGGUAGCUUCUGCGCAGGGGCAUUGAGCAACACUAUGUGAUGGCGUGACGAGAAAUGAAUUCAAUUGUUUCGUUGGAACGUGUUUAACAGCGCUAAUGUUUCUUGCCUUGCCUUCUAGACAGAUGAUUACUUAUACUAUAGUUAGUAGUUAGUCAGAAGAAGAUGUGGAUUAUGCUUGAUCGCUUGGGCGGAAAUUUUGGAGAAUUCUGCUGACUUUUAUCUGUAAAUGAUAUUCAUGGAGAUUCUGAAUGUACAUAUGUUGAUCCAGUAUUCAGUUUUCAAGGUCCUUGGGAUCUUUGAAAUUCAUCAUUUGAAAGGGUAAUUUCAUCCACAUCUGGUUCAAAUUGCUGUAGCUAGCUCAAGGAUGUCGAUGUUGAAAUCUUUCAUUUAAAGAUUAUUUGUUGGCAUUGCCAAAAAGAUUCUCAUUUUUCCAUUCAUUAAAAAUUUCUGUUUCCUUGUGAUCUAA